CUGGUUUUGAGGUUGGUUUUUUUGGGGCGGGGCUUCGGAAAAUUUGAUUUUUAAUCGAAAUUUCAAGAAAUAUUGAUGAAAAAUUCCAAUUUUUAUCAGAAAAAUUCGAAAAAUUGACAUUUUUUGACCUAAAAAUCCUCAAAAAUUCCAAAUUUUCAGUCGAAAAAUGUCUACCACUGCUGAUUUCGGAACCUGGAAAAUCGGAGCAAUUCAACCGGAUUUAUUUUCAAAGUGCAAUUGUAAAAGUAUUUGUGAGGCUCAAGUUGUUGAAGGUAUAAAAUUUGCAAAAUUUGCGCCAGCAAGCUCACCCUUGACGCAAUUUUUGUAGCUUUCAAAGGCUGAUUUUCACGCUACAAAAUUUGCGCCAACAAACUCACCCUUGGCGCAAUUUUUGUAGCUCCAAAAGGGUCUUUUUCAAGCUACAAAAUUCACGUCAGCAAGAUUUUCAUUGACGCAAUUUCUGUAGCUUUGAAAAGCUUAUUUUCACGCUACAAAAUUCACGUCAGCAAGAUUUUCAUUGACGUGAUUUUUGUAGCUACAAAAUUCACGUCAGCAAGCUCUUCAUUGACGCAUUUUUUCCAGACACCGUCUUCUGGACCGAACAAAACGCGUCAACCGGAAAACGUGAGCUCUACUCAAAAAAACACAUCCACCACCAGCCCGGAAAUAUUGAGAUGGGCGGCCGGAAAAAGUGUUCAAACGUCACUCCACGAGUACGGUGGCGGCGCAUUGCAUGCGCUGAAAAAUGGUGUGAUUUUUGCCACCAAUGAUGGAUUAUAUCAUCAGAAGGUGCAAAAUGAGGAGCCUGAGUUGAUUUUAUCGACGAAUGAGGGGAAGAAUCGGUGAGAUUUGAGAAAAACUACGAUGCUCCGCGUUGACACCUUCAAAAAAUACGAAAAAUUCGCGUUUUUCUACUUUAAGAUAUGUUUCAAACGAUGCUCCGCAAUUACGCUAUUCAAAAAACACGAAAAACAAUGAAUUUUGACGAUUUUUGGUGGCGUAAACGCGGAGCAUCGUAGUUUCCAUGAUUUUCAAGCGAAUUUAGGAAAAACUACGAUGCUCCGCGUUGACACCUUAAAAAAACGCGUUUUUCUAGUUUAAGAUAUGUUUCAAACGAUGCUCCGCAAUUACACCAUCAAAAUAUCUUUGAAAACCUAUCAAUUUGAAUGUUUUUGGAUGGCGUAAACCCGGAGCUUCGUAGUUUUUUCUAUUCCAAACGAUUCUCCGCGUUUACACCUUGAAAGUCACCAAAUCUUGACCUAAAGCCUUGAUUUUUGAGGGUGUAAACGCGGAGCAUCGUAGUUUUCCUCAUUUCAAACGAUGCUACGCGUUUACAACUUGAAAGCCAUCAAAUCUUGACCUAAAACUUUGAUUUUUGAUGGUGUAAACGCGGAGCCUCGUAGUGUUCCUCAUUUCAAACGAUGCUCCGCAUGAACACCUUGAAAAUUGCGAGGGAAAUUCAAAUUUUCCUGUUCAGAUUCGGCGAUUGCUCCUCCACCUCCACCCACAUUUUUGCGGUCAACGAAAAUCACGAAACCGCCCGAAAAUUUCCCGAAAAUCGCCUGAUUUCAAUCGAUAAACAGACGAAAGAAGUGAAAAUAAUUGCGAGCGGCGCCGAUUUUUAUGCCUAUCCGAGAAUUUCGCCAAAUGGAAAGAGAAUGGUGUGGAUGCAGUGGAAUCAUCCGAAUAUGGUGAGCUAUGACGUGGCAAUUUUUUUUUGAGAAUUUUUUUCCCUCGAAAAAAUAGGUUUCAAAAUUUUGCAGCCUUGGGACGAAACUUCGAUUUGUCUAGCUGAUAUCGAUGAAAAUGGACAAUCUUCGAAUCAAAAAAUUCUGAGAUCUGGAGAAGGAAAAAAGGUAGGAUUCAAGAUUUUCGGAGAAAAAAUUGGGCUGAAAAUUUGAAAUUUGAAAUUUUUUAGUCAAAAAAAUUUGAGAAAAACUAUAAUUUCUCCAAAUUUCAUUAGAAUUUGGGCUGAAAAUUCAAAUUUUCCGGGGAAAAAGUUAAUCUGAGCAAUGCUCCAAACUGAAAAUUUGAAUUUUCUAAUAUGAGCAAUGCAAAUUUUCUACCAGAAACUAUUAGCUGAGCAAUUCAUCUUGAAUUAAAAAAAAAUUUUAAUUUUCAGUCAAGAAUUUAAUAUGAGCAAUGCUGCAAACUGAAAAUUUGAAUUUUUUAAUAUGAGCAAUGCCUUUUCUCUGUAAAAUCUGAAAAAAAAUGAAAUUUGAAUUUUUUACCAGAAACUAUAAGCUGAGCAAUUCAUCUUAAAUUCAAAAAAAUUCAAAUUUUUAGUCAGGAAUUUAAUAUGAGCAAUGCUUCUCAUUUGCUCAAUUUUCAUCAGAAUUUGAGCUGAAAAUUCGAAUUUUCAGUCAGUAAUUUAAUCUGAGCAAUGCUUGAAAAUUCCAAAUUUAAAAAUUUUGAAAAAAAUGUUCAAAAAACUCACAUUUUCCGGGGAAAAAAGUUAAUCUGAGCAAUGCUUCAAACUGAAAAUUUUAAUUUUUCUAAUAUGAGCAAUGCAAAUUUUCUACCAGAAACUAUAAGAUGAGCAAUUCAUCUUGAAUUUAAAAAAAAAUUUAAAUUUUCAGUCAAGAAUUCAAUCUGAGCAAUGCUUUUUAUUUUUUCGAAUUUCAUCAGAAUUUGGUCUGAAAAUUUAAAAAUUUAGUAAAAAACUAUAAUCUGAGCAAUGCUUCACGAGCCCGAAUUUGAGCUGAAAAUUCAAAUUUUUAGUCAAAAAUUUAAUCUGAGCAAUCCUAUUUUUUUGCAGAUAAAUUACACUGAGCCAAGUUGGCUCACUGAUUCCAAAAUUCUUUUCGUAAAUGAUUCAACCAAUUUCUGGAAUGUUUAUGAAUUGGAUGUUGAAUCUGAAAAUGGAUCUGAAACCGAAAAAAAUCUGCUGAAAAUCGACCAGGAAAUCGGAUAUCCACUUUGGCAACUUGGAUUCAGAAAUUAUGCACAAUCUGCGAAUAUUUUGGUAAUAAAAACUACGAAACUCCGCGUUUACGAGCAAUUUUCAAACGAAACUCCACAAUUACGCUAUCAUUUUUGCAGGCUCUCAACGUGAAUGGUGAAAUUCAAAUAAUCCGCCGCCAAAAUCAAUCAAUAACUACAGUACCCACUGCAGGGUAUACGGUAUUUUCGAAUUUAUCGAUUAAUUCGGACGACGAAUUGUUCGCAAUCGCUUCGGGACCCAAAAAAGCGUCGAGUUUGAUUAGUAUUGAUUUGAGAGGAGGGGAUACGGUAAGGGAUUUACGAUGCUCCGGGUUUACGGUAUCAAAAUUGGGGAUUGUAAACGCGGAGCAUCGUUUGAAAAUUGAAAAAAUCAUGAUUUAAUCUAUUUUAAUGGAAAAACUACGAUGCUCCGGGUUUACGGUAUCAAAAUUGGGGAUUGUAAACGCGGAGCAUCGUUUGAAAAUUGAAAAAAUCAUGAUUUAAUCUAUUUUAAUGGAAAAACUACGAUGCUCCGGGUUUACGGUAUCAAAAUUGGGGAUUGUAAACGCGGAGCAUCGUUUGAAAAUUGAAAAAAUCAUGAUUUAAUCUAUUUUAAUGGAAAAACUACGAUGCUCCGGGUUUACGGUAUCAAAAUUGGGGAUUGUAAACGCGGAGCAUCGUUUGAAAAUUGAAAAAAUCAUGAUUUAAUCUAUUUUAAUGGAAAAACUACGAUGCUCCGGGUUUACGGUAUCAAAAUUGGGGAUUGUAAACGCGGAGCAUCGUUUGAAAAUUGAAAAAUCAUGAUUUAAUCUAUUUUAAUGGAAAAACUACGAUGCUCCGGGUUUACGGUAUCAAAAUUGGGGAUUGUAAACGCGGAGCAUCGUUUGAAAAUUGAAAAAAUCAUGAUUUAAUCUAUUUUAAUGGAAAAACUACGAUGCUCCGGGUUUACGGUAUCAAAAAUAGGUGGAUUUGGAAAGUGUAAUCGCGGAGCAUCGUUUGAAAAUUGAAAAAAAGUGAUUUUUUCAAUUUUAAUGGAAAAACUACGAUGCUCCGCAUUUACACCUCUGAAAUUCGUGGGAAAAUCAGCAUUUUAGAGUUGUAAUUGCGGAGCAUCGUUUGAAAAUUGAAAAAAAAAGUGAUUUUUUCAAUUUUAAUGGAAAAACUACGAUGCUCCGCAUUUACACCUCUGAAAUUCGUGGGAAAAUCAGCAUUUUAGAGGUGUAAUUGCGGAGCAUCGUUUAAAAACGUGGGAAAAUAAGAUAAACAACGAUACUCCGCAUUUACGCCAUCAAAAAUGAAUUUAUUUGGAGGUGUAAUUGCGGAGCAUCGUUUGAAAAUUUAAAAAAUCAUUUUUUUUCCAGAAUUUCCCCAUCCGAAUCCAUCGUGAAUCGCGCGAUUCAUCGGAAAUCGAUCAACUCGAAAUCUCCGAACCCGAACUAUUCCGAUUUGUCUCCGAUGGAAUCGAAGUGUCCGGUCACUUCUAUCCGCCAACAAACUCCAAUUAUUCCCCGCCAAAAUCCGGCCAACUUCCCCCAGUUUUAUUAAUGGGACAUGGCGGACCGACGGCGCCGGCACAAACCAGUUUGGAUUUGAAAAAACAAUUUUUCACGUCGCGCGGAAUCGCCGUUUUUGAUGUCAAUUAUCGAGGUUCGACUGGGUUUGGAAGCGAAUUUAGGAGAAUGUGAGGAUUUUUUUUCGGUUUUUUAAACGAUGCUCCGCAAUUACGUCAUCAUAAAAUCUCCGAAGGCCUAUUAAUUUGAAUGAUUUUUGGAUGGCGUUAACGUGGAGCAUCGUAGUUUCUAUGAUCUCCAAGACAAUUUGAGAAAAACUACGAUGCUCCGCAAUUACGCCAUCAAAAAAUCUUCAAAAGCCUAUCAAUUUGAAUGUUUUUUGCUGGCGUAAAAGCGGAGCAUCGUAGUUUCCACGAUCCCCAAGCGAAUUCAGGAAAAACUACGAUGCUCCGUGUUGACACCUUCAAAAAAAAUACGAAAAACAAUGAAUUUCGACGAUUUUUGCUGGCGUAAACGUGGAGCAUCGUAGUUUUUCAAUAAUUUUUUUGUUCCAGGCUCUACAAAAACUAUGGAAUUGUGGACAGAAAUGACAUUUUGAAUGGAGCCCGUGCACUUAUCGAAAAUGGAAAAGUCGACGCGGAAAAAGUGAUAAUGACCGGCUCAUCUUCGGGCGGAUUUUUGAUUUUGAGUUGUCUGAUCUCACCGGAUAAUAUUAUCAAAGCUGCCGCUUCGCUUUAUGGAGUUGCUGAUUUAUUGGGUUGGUAAUUAAUUAGUUAAUUAAUUAAUUCAAAUUUUCAGCCCUGGAUGAAGAUACACAUAAAUUCGAGCAAAGUUACAACGAAUUAUUGGUCGGAAAAAUGCCCGAAGAAGCCCAAAUCUACUCCCAACGCAAUCCCAUCAACCACAUUUCCAAAAUCUCAACACCAAUCGCAUUUCUACACGGAAAAGAGGAUACUGUAGUUCCGGUCGAACAAUCGAUUGAGAUGUUUGAGAAGAUCAGGAAAAAUGGAAUAAUGACCGCGUUGGAAUUGUAUGAUGGAGAGGGACAUGGAUUUAGAAGUGGAAAGGUUAUUCGGGAAAGUACUGAGGCGGUUUUCUAUUUUUUGAUGAAAGCGAUUGGAAUUGAUCCGGGAUAUGAAUCGCAGUUGAAAAUUGUUAAUCCAAGGGAAUGA
Caenorhabditis angaria is the source of this 5605-nucleotide messenger RNA. The record is from the annotation of a GenBank genome assembly. NCBI's taxonomy places the organism in Eukaryota, Metazoa, Nematoda, Chromadorea, Rhabditida, Rhabditidae.